AUGGUGGAAGAACCUAACUCAGAAGGUCCAGACCCACAUGGAGGGCCAUGUGUUAGCUUUGUCCUGCUGCAGAAAGAAGUCUCAGAACCAGGGCCAACAACACUUUGGCAAUAUGUAAUAGCUCUCUUGUUAUUCCUUAUUACAAUUGGCUCUUCUGUAGAAUUAGGAAUUGCAUCUCAGAUCAAUAGUCUUCCACCAGAGGUGGUGAAAUAUUUCACAGAUCCAAAUGCAGUUGAGGCACCAGAUAUGGAGCUGUUAUUCCCAUUUGUUGAUUCUGCUUUGCCCUUAGCAUAUGGUGUGUUGGGGGUUCUGCUAUUCCAUGAAGUUGGGCACUUUCUGGCUGUAUUUCCCAAAAAAGUAACACUUAGCAUUCCUUACUUCAUUCCUAAUAUCACCCUCGGAAGUUUUGGUGCUAUCACUCAGGUAUAUAUCAUAGACUAUGGUCUUGCAAAAAAGUAUAGCGAUCUUCAGACGCACAAGCACAUUCCAUACAGGUUAAACCAGAUUAUUCCAAGCUUAAGGUGUUUGGAUGCCUAUGUUUUCCUAAUUUGA
This is a messenger RNA of Humulus lupulus (European hop), 552 nucleotides long. RefSeq names its product probable zinc metalloprotease EGY1, chloroplastic. The record is from RefSeq and is a predicted model, not a curated record. The transcript is spliced from 5 exons. The coding region runs from base 1 to 552 and encodes 183 amino acids. Lineage: Eukaryota; Viridiplantae; Streptophyta; Magnoliopsida; Rosales; Cannabaceae.